Molecule: messenger RNA, 130 nt
Organism: Acaulospora morrowiae
Lineage: Eukaryota; Fungi; Glomeromycota; Glomeromycetes; Diversisporales; Acaulosporaceae
Source: the annotation of a GenBank genome assembly
AUGGAAAAAGCGUUGACGGAAAAAUCCAUGAAACCAACAGAAACACAUAGAAGCAGAACAUUAGCAAAACCAACCAAAGAGGAAAGCAGCCAGAGAAAACAAACAACAACACCAGCGUGCAUAAAUAACA